Messenger RNA from Paramuricea clavata, 4987 nucleotides. The record is from the annotation of a GenBank genome assembly. Lineage: Eukaryota; Metazoa; Cnidaria; Anthozoa; Malacalcyonacea; Plexauridae.
UUGUCCAGUGUUUUCUGGAGAAGAGAACCGUGUACCGGCCAAAUGCCUAAUCUGUGGUCAAUGGCUUUGCUGUGAGGCGUGGUGUUGCAAACAGACCAUUGGUGGUAAAGAUGUAGGCUCUUGUACAGCGCAUGCGCUAACAUGUGGCGCCGGUGUAGGUAUUUUUCUCCGGGUACGAGAUUGUAUCGUCCUGCUGCUGAAUGGCGUUGGCAAAGGAUGUUUUUUUGCACCGCCAUAUCUUGACGCGUAUGGUGAGACCGAUCCAGGGUUAAGGUAACUCGGAUUUUGUUUUGUUUAAGUCAGUUUAGUUUAGGUUUCCUCCUGUAGUAACACUGGAUCAGUAAAAGAUGAUCCUUACUGGACCUCUAGGGAGAACAGUUUAGAACUGAUAGAGCUAUCCAGUAUAAAUAAAGUUAGUUUAGUUUAGGUUUCCUUCUGUAAUAACACUGGAUCAAUAAGAGAUGAUCCUUACUGGACCUCUAGAGAGAACAGUUUAGAACUGAUAGAACUAUCCAGUAUAAAUAAAGUUAGUUUAGUUUAGGUUUCCUCCUGUAGUAACACUGGAUCAAUAAGAGAUGAUUCUUACUGGACCUUUAGGAAGAACAGUUUAGGACUGAGCUAUCCAGUGUAAAUGAAGUCAUUUUGUAUUUUAUUUUCAGGCGCGGUAACCCACUGUACUUGUGUGACGAACGCUAUCAACGACUUCAGAAAGUUUGGAAACAACAUGGCAUUGCCGGUGAAAUUGUCCGCCAUCUUGAAACAAACAGACAUUUGAUGCAUGUGGAUUGGACAAAUUAUUAAAGUACUUGAAAUUUGUUGCGAAGGGAUAUUUACUAAAAAAACUAAUUUUGGGAUUACAUCUACAAGUCGAGAUAUACGUUCCGACGGCUGUAAUUCAAUAUGCAAUUAAUUAUUUAACAAAACUAAGUAGAGGAAUUGUAAUUAUGCCUCAACAUGCACAACACAGAAACAGCUUUUAAUGUGAUGUACAAGUUGAUUUUGAAGUACCGAUAUAAUCAAUUGAAUAUACUGUUGGAUGGAUUAUCUUUGAUUGUUGUAUAGAACGAUUUGCAGCUAUAUGUGUUUUGGACCUAAACUAAACUAAACUAACUUUAUUUAUACUGGAUAGCUCUAUCAGUUCUAAACUGUUCUUCCUAGAGGUCCAGUAAGGAUCAUCUCGUAUUGAUCCAGUGUUACUACAGGAGGAAACCUAGACUAAACUAACUUUAUUUAUGUUGGAUAGCUCUAUCAUUUCUAAACUGUUCUCCCCAGAGGUCCAGUAAGGAUCAUCUCUUAUUGAUGCAGUGUUACUACAGGAGGAAACCUAAACUAAACUAACUUUAUUUAUACUGGAUAGCUUUAUAAGUUUUAAAGAACUAACUGUUCUUCCUAGAGGUCUAUAGUAAGAGUCAUCUUUUAUUGAUCCAGUGUUACUACAGGAGGAAACCUAUACUAAACUAACUUUAUUUACACUGGAUAGCUCUAUCAUUUCUGAACUCUUCCUGUCAUAUUGAUCUAGUGCAUAACCUGCGAACAGGGCCAACAGCAACCUCGCAAGGCCAGGGUCUUAAAAACAGGCGGCCAGCUAUGCCGACAUUUUUUGCGGCAUCUGGCCGCGUCGCGCAGCAACAUGCGAAUCGGGUGGUAAACAAAACAUGGUUCGAAGUAAGUUUAUUUGUUAAAAAAUAUUUAUUCUAAAUAACUUGUUCUUUUUUUUAAUGUUCGAUAUUUUACAUGUUUGUUUAUUGAUUUUAGUUACCGAAGGUCUUGUUCGUCAGAAGGCAGAGCAUAAUAAUUGCGAGUUAUCAACGCUUGAAGAGGUCUCACUGCAUCAACUUGACAUUGAGAGGUAUUAGAGUUGGGCAGAAUUUAACAGUUUUUAUUUAUAUUAAAAUAAUUUAAUAUACAUGAAUCACAACUAUUAAAAGCCGUGUAGGGCAUGUUUAUCAGGGCAGAUAGAUCUAACCUUAUCUGCAAGGAGGGGUGCAGGUUUUCCAUGGAGUGGUGCAUGAGGGAGCCUUACUGCCCACUCUCCUCUGCAGUCUGCAACGCUACUAUCCCAACAUUACCAUUAUUUGAGAUGGCCAAAUCUGCAUGUUCGCUGUUCUGUUACGUUUUACAUUAUCUUCUGUUUAUAAAGUUUAUAUCUGCUUUUUAUCACGUGUGCAUGACUGGACAGUUGCUGUAGCACAGUACAGUAAAUUUACUUGUUUAAGUACAGUAUAUUUGAAAAUAUGCAUGGCUGUAUAACAACCUCGACAUGUUUACACAUUUAACCAUGAUAUUUAACGAAGCAUUCUGAGUAUUUUCUUGUGAGCUCACAAAUCAACUAACGUUUCAAGAAAUCGACACACGCUAACGGUAGAAGUUCCGCAAAUCGCUAUUAAAAAAGCAGAAAAUGUAUGGUCAAGCAAAUUUGUUAUGAUGAUGCUGGACUUCUCUGGGCAGGGGGGGUGCUAGACACUGGGGUGGGUACCCCCAGGGACGCCGGAACGAUCAUAAGGCAAAGGGGGGCAGACCCACAGCAAGGGCACUUUUCUAAAGCAACCGAAAUUUUUUUUGUUAAUCUAAAAAUUUCGGCGAAAAAUUUUCGGUCAGUGUACCAUUUUAGGGGUCAAAAAAUUUUUCCGGGCAUACCAUAAGUGAAAUAUAAACUAUAAAUUGUCUGAAUCUCAUGAUUUUCGCACAAAAACCGUCGUUUUAAAUGUGAUUUAUCACGUAUUUUUUUAUAACUAAAAGGGCACUUCUGCCCCCCCUGCCCCCCCUAGCAAAAGGCAAGGGGGGCAGCCGCCCCCCCCUGCCCCCCCAGUUCCGGCGUCCCUGGGUACCCCCUGCACCCUCACGGUUAAGAUCUGCCUCUGAACAUGCUUUACAAGUCAAAAUUACAUAAUAUAUGAAGUUGAAGUAUAUUUUAAUUGAUAUAAAUCAAUAUGAAGUGACUGUAUGUUAUUUUUAGGAUUGAAAUUCUUGAUAAAGUUUGUCGUGAAUUAAAAAUUCUUUACUUGCAAAGCAACCUUAUUCCUAAAAUUGGUAAGCCGAAAUUCCUACCAAUUAUUUUGUUUUAAUAUCAGUACUUUCUUCAGAAUUUGUUGUCAAUCCAAUUGCAACUGAUUGUUUCCAUUAUUUCAGAAAAUGUUGGUCGAUUGAAGAAGCUUGAGUAUCUUAACUUAGCAUUGAAUAAUAUUGAAAAAGUUGAGAAUUUAGAAGGUAGAAUGAGCUGUGAACUUGUAAUAUAUAUGAACCAGUUAUAACAAUAACAUUGCAUUCGGUUCACUUGACAUGAUAUACUUACCAUUCCACACCAUACUGUACAAUAGCACAUCAUUCCAUACCACAACAUACUGUACAAUUACCGUCUCACACUAUAGCAUACCAUACCAUACUGUAUAAUUACCAUAUCACACCAUAUACCACACUAUAGCAUACCAUACCAUACCAUACUCAGUCUGUAUAAUUACCAUAUCACACCAUACCACACUAUAGCAUACCAUACCAUACCAUACUCAGUCUGUAUAAUUACCAUAUCACACCAUAUACCACACUAUAGCAUACCAUACCAUACCAUACUCAGUCUGUAUAAUUACCAUAUCACACCAUACCACACUAUAGCAUACCAUACCAUACCAUACUCAGUCUGUAUAAUUACCAUAUCACACCAUAUACCACACUAUAGCAUACCAUACCAUACCAUACUCAGUCUGUAUAAUUACCAUAUCACACCAUACCACACUAUAGCAUACCAUACCAUACCAUACUCAGUCUGUAUAAUUACCAUAUCACACCAUAUACCACACUAUAGCAUACCAUACCAUACCAUACUCAGUCUGUAUAAUUACCAUAUCACACCAUACCACACUAUAGCAUACCACACUAUAGCAUACCAUACCAUACUGUAUAAUUACCAUAUCAUACCAUACCACACUAAUAUAGCAUACCAUACCAUACCAUACCACACUAUAGCACCUGUAUAAUUACCAUAUCACACCAUACCACACUAUAGCAUACCACACUAUAGCAUACCAUACCAUACUGUAUAAUUACCAUAUCAUACCAUACCACACUAAUAUAGCAUACCAUACCAUACCAUACCACACUAUAGCAUACCACACUAUAGCAUACCACACCAUACUGUAUAAUUACCAUAUCACACCAUACCGCACUAUAGCAUACCAUACUAAUAUACCACACUAUAGCAUACCACACCAUACUGUAUAAUUACCAUAUCACACCAUACCACGCUAUAGCAUACCACACCAUACUGACAUGGGUUUUAAGGUUUCCUUCAAAUUUUCAAUAGCAAAUCUUCAUUCAAACGAAGUUCCUGCAGUUGUUUCACAUUUCCUGCGAGCAGUGCUUGCGUGCUCGCCUAUUUUUCCACCCCUGAUAGCAUACCACACCAUACUGCAUGUUGCAUGUACAAUUACCAUAUCACACCAUACUAUUAGUAUAUCACACCCACCAUACCACACCAUUCUGUACAAUACCAUAUUACAUUGUACCAUACCAUACCAUACCAUACCAUACCAUACCAUACCAUACCAUGCUAUACAAUACCAUAUCACAAUUGAUAUCCCACCAAACCACAUUACUGUACAAUACCUUAUCAUAUCACACCAUACCAUACCAUACCAUGUUGUACAAUACCAUAUCACAUACCAUACCAUUCUCACCAUACCACACCAUACAAUAGCAUACUAUACUAUACUGUACAGUACAAUAUCAUUCAUACCACACCCACCAUACCAUACCAUACAAUACAAAACCAUAUUGUACCAUACUAUACCAUACCCACACCAUACAAUACUUAUACCAUGCAUUCCAUGCCUUAACAAAAGCGUUUUCAACAUGGAUCUGUAUGAAAGAUAUUAUGAAAAAUGUAUUCUUCUUAAGGUUGUGAAUCCUUGCAGAAGCUAGACUUGACUGUCAAUUUCGUUGGAGAAUUAACAAGUAUCAAGAGCUUGGAGGUUAACCACCAUUUGCAACAAUU